AUGCCCACAUUUGUCGUGCCGCAUCGAUCAGGCGCGCAUCGAGUCGCAGCUAUUGCUCUCUAUCGAGCGCUCCUCACACAAUGUAAACGCACAUCUUUGCCCGCAGUACAUGGCGAAGAGCUUCACAACCUGAUCAAAAAUCGCUUCCGCGGAUUUCGAUACGACACAAGCCACCGACACCAGAAGGUCGCCUUCGAGGCAGGCUAUGAAGCGGUCGACUACCUCGAUGCAGCUGUCAAUGGCGAAGUCGGGGCAAAAGAGUACAUUCUGGCUCUAUUGAAGCGAGCUCCCAGGAACGCGAAAAUUGAUCCUAGGGAGUCGCCAAAACAAUUCCUUAGGCGACAUUAUGCGUCGCAGGCGUGGCCAGAUCAUUUGUCGCUCGAAGAGAAAGAGGGGCCGGCUAGUGAACGGAAAUCAGACCGAAAUGCACUUGCCGAAGCGGAAGAGAUGAAUGAAAGUGCCCACCAGCUGUUCUCUGAGGAGACGGCCAGUCUCGAGAGAAGUCCCACAUCGACGGAUGACGGAAACGGCUCACAGUAUUCUCAAUGUCAGCCUCUCCAGCUUCCGCCGAAAACGCUCUCGGGGGACGAAGAAUUAUCUCAGGCGAUCUUCGGGAAACCACAUCAAUCUGACUUGCCGGUCGAAGCGCAGGAACAGAAUCCUCCAAUCCGCAAACGAAGAAUCCUCUUCGACCCACCCAUCGCGAAAGAAAAUCUAGGGGGCACGGGAAAACGACACGUCCCCGUCCUAGUCAACGCAAACGGCAUCCCUUUCCUCCGUUACAAAAAACCCAUGCCCGCAAACCUCGCCGCCUUCGUAAAUUCCCGAAUCCUUCAGCGCGACAGACGGCACAAAUUCAGAAUCGAAAUGGAACACAAUCUCCACCUCGCACAAGAAGAAGAUAGGUGGGAUAGUAUCCUCUACAAAACAGCUGGAGUAGAUAGUAGCGGAGGAGGCGUUGUCGAGGGUUCAUGGAAAGACGUGAGUGAGAGAUCGCUUCAGGGGAUCACUAACAUCCUGCAGUCAGAGAAAGAGAAUAAUCGGAUUCAUGCGGAGAGGAUGCAGGCAAUUGUUGAUCGGGAGGCGGAGUUGGCGAAUUUGGAGAUGAAAGAGGAUGAGAGGAAAGCUCUCGGUGCGCUUAUGGAUAAUAUUACUGAUCAGCCUAACAUUACUGAUCAGGACAGUAUGGGAGGAGAACAUGAUGAGGAAUCUAGCCGACCGUUAAGAUUAUUCUAUGACAUGAGGUAG
Pseudocercospora fijiensis CIRAD86 is the source of this 1248-nucleotide messenger RNA. RefSeq lists its product as uncharacterized. NCBI's taxonomy places the organism in Eukaryota, Fungi, Ascomycota, Dothideomycetes, Mycosphaerellales, Mycosphaerellaceae. The transcript has a single exon. Bases 1 to 1248 code for a protein of 415 amino acids. The record is from RefSeq and is a predicted model, not a curated record.